Molecule: messenger RNA, 2763 nt
Organism: Eruca vesicaria subsp. sativa (arugula)
Lineage: Eukaryota; Viridiplantae; Streptophyta; Magnoliopsida; Brassicales; Brassicaceae
Source: the annotation of a GenBank genome assembly
AUGGGGGUUAUAUCCAGACGGGUUUUACCCGCCUGUGGUAACCUCUGUUUCUUCUGUCCUUCCUUGCGUCCCAGGUCUAGGCAUCCCCUUAAACGUUACAAGCACAUGCUCGCUGAAAUUUUCCCUCGCAACCAGGAUGCUGAACCAGACGAUAGAAAAAUUGGCAAGCUUUGUGAGUAUGCGUCAAGGAAUCCUUUAAGAAUCCCAAAGAUUACAGAGUACCUUGAGCAAAAAUGUUACAAAGAACUGCGGAAUGGAAAUAUUGGAUCAGUAAAAGUCGUCUUGUGCAUUUACAAGAAAAUGCUUUCCUCAUGUAAGGAGCAGAUGCCUCUAUUUUCGUGUAGUUUGCUAAGCAUUGUCCGAACUCUUUUGGAACAAACAAAAGAUGAAGAAGUUCAGAUAUUGGGUUGCAAUACCCUUGUUGACUUUAUUAGCUUACAGACUGAGAACUCGCAUAUGUUCAACUUAGAAGGCCUAAUCGCUAGACUUUGUCAACUUGCUCAAGAGAUGGGUGAUGAUGAAAGAUCACUCCGUUUACGGCCAGCUGGAAUGCAGGCUUUGGCAUUCAUGGUAUCUUUCAUUGGUGAGCAUUCACAACUAUCAAUGGACUUGGAUAUGAUUAUGUGUGUGAUUCUGGAGAAUUAUAUGGAGUUGGAGAAGGUCCAAGAAGAUACCAACGAGACUGGUCAAAAGUCAGAAAUGAAGAUUCCCAGCAUGAGUAAAUGGGUUUCUUUCAAACGUAAUCCUGUCACUGAGGAAAACAUGGAUAUUUCGAAGAGCCCCUCAUACUGGUCUAUGGCUUGCCUUUGCAAUAUAGCCAAAUUAGCAAAGGAAACUACAACUGUUCGCCGUGUUCUGGAACCUCUUUUGAAUGCUUUUGACUGUGGAAGUUACUGGUCUCCAGAGAAGGGCGUUGCCUCUUCUGUUUUAUUGUUUCUACAGUCUCGUCUGGAAGAAUCAGCAGGAGAAAAUUGUCAUGUGUUGGUAUCUUCUUUGAUCAAGCACUUGGAUCAUAAGAAUGUAAUGAAGCAACAGGGUACUCAAGUUAACAUGGUUAAUGUAGCCACAUGCCUUGUGCUACAUGCUAAGCAGCAGGCCUCAGGAGCGUUGACUGCUGUAAUAGCUGACUUGAUUAAACACUUGCGGAAAUGCCUGCAAAAUGCAGCUGAAUCUGAUCUCUCUGCUGAUGAAACGAAGCAGAACUCUGAGAUGCAGAGUGCAUUAGAAAAUUGCAUCACAGAGCUCUCAAAUAAGGUUGGGGAUGCAGGGCCUAUUCUUGAUAUGUUGGCAGUGGUUCUCGAGACGAUAUCAACUAAUGUACUCGUUGCUAGGACCACAGCUUCAGCCACUCUCCGUGCUGCGCAAAUUGUAUCAUUGGUCCCAAAUGUAUCUUACCACAAGAAAGUUUUUCCGGAUGCCUUGUUUCACCAACUGCUCCUUGCCAUGUCCCACACAGAUUGUGAAACUAGAGUUGAGGCACAUAAUAUAUUCUCCGUCCUGCUUCUGCGUACUCUUCGUUUGCCUUGGUCAGACCAAUACAAUGAGACCUCAGAUAGUUGUCUGUCCUUGGAUAGCUUAAAGGAUGUCGAUGAUGGUAUAAAGUCGUUAUGUUCACUUCGACUGAGUAGUCACCAAGUGAAUAUGCUCCUUUCAUCCCUAUGGAUCCAAGCAACUUCUACCGAGAACACCCCUGCAAAUUUUGUGGCCAUGGCCUGCACUUACAAUAUCACUCUUUUGUUUUCAGUGGCAAAGAGAUCAAAUCCUAUGACUCUGGUGCGGUGUUUUCAACUGGCAUUCUCUAUUCGAAAUCUCUCAUUGAAUCAAGAUGGAGGUAUGCAGCUCUCUCGUAGAAGGUCCAUCUUCACCUUUGCAUCAUAUUUGCUCAUUUUUAGUGCCAAAAUCUCCAAUAUACCGGAGCUAAUCCCACUUAUCAAAGAAGCUUUAACUGCACAAAUGGUUGAUGCUUCUCUUGUGCUGGAAGAAGAUAUCAGAUUGCGUGCUGCAUGUUCUGGAUUUCCACAGGAAGAUGAUAGUUCUGCUCUCAACUCGUCAGCGGUUGUCGCAAAUGAUAGUUUCCUGAAGGAAGUCGUUAUCACUCAUUUCACAUCGAAAUUUCAGACAUUAUCCGAGGAGGAGAAAUCGAAUUUGAGAAAGGAAAUUGAGUCAGAUUUUACACGAGAUGAUGAUGCACACCCGCUUGGUGCAACAAUGUUCAUGGACACACCAGGAUCUAAUUCUCCUCUUAAUCAAACAGAAGUUCCAGCUUUUGAAGAGGUUGAGCUUUCAGCAAUAGUGGCAUUUGAAAAAACUUCUCCGGGGGCUAGUGGGAGUGAGCCUGGCCACAAUAAAUCCUUGUCCACAAACUCUAACCCAGAAAAUGUUCUGAGUGUCAACGAGUUGCUAGAAUCGGUAUCAGAAACUGCUCGGCAAGUUGAAAGUCUCCAUGUCUCCUCCAUCCCUGUACCUUAUGACCAAAUGAUGAAUCAGUGUGAAGCUCUUGAGACGGGUAAGCAGCAAAAGAUGUCUGUGCUUCAAAGUUUCAAACCUGACGCAGCCAAAGCUAUAACUCUCUCAGAAGAAGAUAAACUCUUUCUUCUCGACGAGACAGAUGAAGAUGAUGAAGAUGAUCUAAAGGCAGUGACUGUUGUACAAGUCCAACCUCAAAGCCAGCUCCCAUUCUGCUCACUUGAAGUGGAACAAAACUCGUUUCGGUUACCUUCUUCAAGCCCCUACGAUGAGUUCUUGAAAGCAGCCGGAUGUUAA